Panicum virgatum (switchgrass) is the source of this 1833-nucleotide messenger RNA. Its product is annotated as 26S proteasome non-ATPase regulatory subunit 12 homolog A-like. The transcript is spliced from 11 exons. Gene Ontology annotation, cellular component: nuclear proteasome complex; cytoplasm; proteasome regulatory particle, lid subcomplex. NCBI's taxonomy places the organism in Eukaryota, Viridiplantae, Streptophyta, Magnoliopsida, Poales, Poaceae. The coding region runs from base 161 to 1486 and encodes 441 amino acids. The record is from RefSeq and is a predicted model, not a curated record.
CAGAACGACAGCACAACCAUGGAAGGUUCCAGCGACACGACGCCGCGCAGCCGCGCGCGCGAUGAAUAGAAUCCGCCUCUUCCCCUGUCGCAAGUAAAGCCACUGACGAAUCCGGCCGCCUCGCCCCGUCCUCCGCCGCCGCAUCCCCGCGAUUCCGACCAUGGAGGGCGACAGUACCAACCUCGAUGCGGCGAUAGAGUCGCUCCUGAAUGUCGAGAAGCAGAUGAGACUGGCCGGCGAUGUCGCUGGCACGCGGAAGGCCGUCAUCGACAUCAUCGAGCUUUGCUACAAGGCCGGUGCGUGGAAGACACUGAAUGACCAGAUCGUUCUCCUCUCGAAGAGGAGAGGCCAGCUCAAGCAGGCCAUUACCGCUAUGGUUCAGAAAGCAAUGGAGUACAUUGAUUUGAUGCCAGACAUGGACACACGCAUUGAAUUAAUCAAAACAUUGAGCAGCGUCUCUGCUGGCAAAAUAUAUGUUGAGAUAGAGCGAGCAAGAUUGAUCAAAAGACUUGCGAAAAUCAAAGAGGAGCAGGGAAAGAUUGAUGAGGCUGCUGAUUUGAUGCAAGAAAUUGCUGUCGAAACAUUUGGUUCUAUGGCAAAGACAGAAAAAAUUGCUUUCAUUCUCGAGCAGGUCCGCCUAUGUCUGGAUCAUCAAGAUUUUGUCCGGGCACAAAUUUUAUCCAGGAAAAUCAGUACUAGAGUAUUUGACGUAGAUCCAUCAAAGGAAAAAAAGAAACCAAAAGGUGACAGUAUUGUUCAGGAUGCUCCUGCAGAAAUACCUUCCCUCCUAGAAUUGAAACGCAUCUACUAUGAACUGAUGAUUCGAUAUUACUCGCACAACAAUGAUUACCUGGAGAUCUGCCGCUGUUACAAGGCAAUUUAUGAUAUUCCAGCUAUCAAAGAGGAUCCAGCAAAGUGGAUACCGGUUCUUAGGAAGAUUUGUUGGUACUUAGUGCUGGCACCUCAUGAUCCUAUGCAAUCGAGCCUUCUCAACGCUACUCUAGAGGAUAAAAACCUUUCUGAGAUCCCAAAUUUCAGAUUAUUGCUGAAGCAGCUGGUUACUAUGGAGGUCAUUCAGUGGACAAGUUUGUGGGAAUUCUACAGAAAUGAAUAUGAGAAUGAGAAGCUUCUUGGAGGAGCUUUGGGUGCCAAAACUGAAGAAGAUUUGAAGCUGAGGAUCAUAGAACAUAAUAUCUUGGUUGUCUCCAAGUACUAUUCAAGGAUUAGCCUCAAGAGGAUUGCGGACCUUCUCUGCCUGAGUUUGCAGGAGGCAGAGAAACAUCUUUCAGACAUGGUGAACUCAAAAUCUCUGAUUGCAAAGAUCGACAGGCCAAUGGGUGUAGUGAGCUUCCGUACAGCUCAAGACAGCAACGGAGUACUCAACUCAUGGGCCACAAACCUCGAGAAGCUUCUUGACCUUGUUGAGAAGAGCUGCCAUCAAAUACACAAGGAGACCAUGAUCCACAAGGCAAUGUUGAAAGCUUAGUUUUGGCUCGUGGCUUUAGGUUCAGUUUGUGGCCUCCCGUCAUCAAAUUUCACAAAUUACAGGACAUGAAGCGGUCCCUUGUUUGCUUUGGCAAGAAGUUUUAGCCUUUUUAUCGAACAUUUGUGCACAAUGAAGAUUGCCGAAUCAGUUAGUGCAUUGCUUUCUUAAGAUUUGGCUAAGUCAUGUUGAGUAUUUACAAUCAGCCAAAUAUUGCCAAAGCUUAUGAGAUCAAGCUUAAGUUUUUGCCUCCUCGCUGACAGUAUUAGGCUUGCUGUUGUAUGGCAUUUCCAAACUUGAACUUGGGAAGUCAAUCUUUUUCAAGUAAGAGUAGCCUUCUGAUUCUUGCA